Messenger RNA from Naegleria gruberi, 1506 nucleotides. RefSeq lists its product as uncharacterized. NCBI's taxonomy places the organism in Eukaryota, Heterolobosea, Eutetramitea, Acrasida, Naegleriidae. The transcript has a single exon. Gene Ontology annotation, biological process: lipid metabolic process. The record is from RefSeq and is a predicted model, not a curated record. The coding region runs from base 1 to 1506 and encodes 501 amino acids.
AUGAUGGAGGGACGAAACUUAUUCUCUCGAUGUAUUUCCAUCUUUCUAAUAGUUAUUGGCAUUUGUUGUUUGUUUGGAAGUGGCACUUUUGUGGAAGGAAAGUUUAGUUUCAAGUCAGCCAUUAGUAAAGUAAAGAAUAGCGUUUCGAAUAAAAUUAAACAGGCAGAAAGAAAGAUAAAGGAUCGCAUUCGUCAGGUCAAAGAUGUAUCUUUUGGCAAGUGGAAGAAUAUCAAACAGAAAGCUAAAAAGAAGUUAUUCGAUUCUGUUUCAAAGGUUUCUAACAAGUUGAAGAAUAGGGCCAACAAGAAGAAACAAUUGUUCAUGAAAUAUUCCUCUAAAAUUAAACAACAAGCAAAGAAAUUGAAGGGAAAAUACAAGAAACUCUCCAACAAAUUGAAGAAUAGCAAAAUUGUAAAGAAAAUCAAAGAAAAAUCACAGAAAUUUAAAAAGAGCAAAUUUGGACGAAAGAUUUCUUCCAAGAUUGAAACAACUAAACAAGCAUUGAGAAAGGCAGGUAAGAAAAUUGACAAAAUCUUCUCUCCAAUCAAGAAAUCUCUAAAGAAAGUUUCUCAAAAGAUUGCAAAGAAGGCAUUGAAAGAAUUAAACAAAAUUGGAAAGAAAAUUAGCGAAACUAAAGGUUGGAAAAUCUUGAAAAAACAAGCAAAGAAACUUUUACAUUGGAAGAGUGGUGCAAAGAAUGACCAAACUAAAGGUGUUACCAAAUUGGAAACUUUAAACGGAAUGAAUAGUAAUCAAAAGGUCACACCCAAGUCAUCAAUCACUGCCAAAUCAGUUGAAUUGGCAUCUGAAUUCUCAAAAGCCAAUGACAAUGAUGCAAAGAGUGAAGCAUUAUUGAAACAACAAGGUUACAAGCCAAUUCUUGAAAAGGAUCACAAAAUUGAAAAGAUUGCUUCUAAAGUUUGGUACAAUGAAAAAGAUAAGACCCUUGUAGUUUCGUAUAGAGGAACUGAUGUAAAUUCUGUUGUGGAUUGGGGAAAUAACUUUGAUAUGAAGAUGAAACCUGCCUAUUUCAAUGGAAAAUACGUUGGAAAAGUUCACUCUGGUUUCUAUAAGCAUUACAUGAAAGAUAGAAAGGAAAUCAACAAGCUCAUUAAUCAAUAUCAAAAGGAAGGAAAAGUUUCCAAGAUUGUUUUCACAGGACACAGUAAGGGAGGCGCACUGAGUGAACUUGCAGCCACCGAUUACAAAUUGAAUCACAAGAAUAAUGCAGCCAAAAUUGAAUUAAUUACAUUUGGUAAUCCAAGAGUUGGAGAUAAGGAACACGCUCAAAUAGUCAAUAAGAAUAUUAAGGAUUUCGUUCGUGUUGUCAAUAUGGUGGAUAAGAAUGGUAAUGGACCAGCUCAGAAAGACAUUGUUGCUCAAAUGCCACCACAAGAAUUAGGAUUUGCUCAUGCAGGAAAUGAAGUUCAAAUUGAAUGUGAACAAGGUGGAUAUGCUUCAUGCCAUGGAUUGGAUAAUUAUAUGAAAAAUUUGGAUCCAAAAUAA